Helianthus annuus (common sunflower) is the source of this 1085-nucleotide messenger RNA. RefSeq names its product protein N-lysine methyltransferase METTL21A. Gene Ontology annotation, cellular component: nucleus. The record is from RefSeq and is a predicted model, not a curated record. The transcript has 8 exons. Gene Ontology annotation, biological process: protein methylation. Lineage: Eukaryota; Viridiplantae; Streptophyta; Magnoliopsida; Asterales; Asteraceae. Gene Ontology annotation, molecular function: protein methyltransferase activity. Bases 68 to 811 code for a protein of 247 amino acids.
UCUCAUCGGUAAAAUCAACGGAGAGGUCGUUUAUUCACAAGAAGCCUGGAAUCGCAAGACCUUCACCAUGUCUGAAAACGAAUUGCUUAAACCAGACGCAAUCGAGAGUGAUGAUGAUGAUACAGUUUGCUUGGGUGAAUCCUUCUUCAUAGAUAACAAUUAUGAGCUGGCUACCUUUACAUUUGGCUCUCACGUUCUUCAUCUUCUCUGUCUCCAAUCAGCUUCCACGGAUUUUGAUUUAACGGGGCAGCUGGUAUGGCCUGGUGCAAGACUCUUGAAUCAAUACAUUUCCAACAAUGUGGAGCUUCUGCAAGGCUCUUCUGCUCUUGAAUUAGGAUCUGGUGUAGGUGUUACUGGUAUACUUUGCAGCAGAUUUUGCCAUAAGGUGGUGCUUACCGACCAUAAUGACGAAGUCCUCAAGAUCUUGAACAAAAACAUAGAGCUUCACAAAUCUUCUGAGGAUUCUAAUUCAUGUGCUGCCCUAAGUGCAGAGAAACUAGAAUGGGGAAACUCUGAUCAGCUAGACCAUAUUCUACAGAAGCAUCCGGAGGGAUUUGAUCUCAUUCUUGGAGCUGACAUCUGCUUUCAGCAAAAUAGCGUUCCUCCACUCUUCGACACGGUGAAACAGCUUCUCUGUCUACAAGGAAAAGAGAGAUGCCGAUUCAUAUUGGCUUACGUUUCUCGUUCAAAAAUGAUGGAUGUGAUGGUUACAAAAGAAGCUAUUGUGCAUGGGCUGCAGAUCAAUGAAGUUGAGGGGAGUAGAUCAGUCAUCUCGAAUCUUGAGGGAGUUAUAUAUGAGAUAACUCUUUAGAAGCUACAUUCGAAUGUCAUGUAAUUCUUAAACCCAUGAUAUGUUGUUUUUUACAAUUGUAAGGGGUGUAAUAGACAUUUUGCAAAAAAGUUUUAAGGCCUAAAAUGUCAUGACUAACAGUACGCGUAAUUUGCUAAAACCUUAGACCAAAACCAAAACCGUAACAUGGCAUUGCCAGCAGAGGAGUAUUCGGUAAGAAUCAACUUUAAAUCAAGAUUCGAAUUCAUUUUGUAAUCGAAAAGUUAGAACAAUACACUGGUUUUAUCCUGUGUUU